Closterium sp. Naga37s-1 is the source of this 3948-nucleotide messenger RNA. The record is from the annotation of a GenBank genome assembly. Lineage: Eukaryota; Viridiplantae; Streptophyta; Zygnematophyceae; Desmidiales; Closteriaceae.
AUGAAGUGGAAGAAGCUGAUGGGAGGGAAGGGGAAGGCCCAGGAGGGUGGAGCGGAGAGCGGUAGAGGCCCUCCUUACGUGGAUGUUGAUGUUCCAGGAAGCUUCGAUAAGUCGAUAAAUAGCGACGCGCUCGACGGCGAUUCGUUCGGCCCGCCGCUGACGCCGCAGACGGCGUCGAUAGAGGACGAGUUUCGACGCGGCAUGCAGGAGGUUCGCGAGAUGCGCGACAAGUACGAGGGGCUGCUGUUUCUCGUCGCCAACGCGCAACAGCGCGCCGCAGAGUUCUCCGACGCGUUUCGGCAGCUGUCCUCGUUUGUGGCUGGCGCGUUUGGCGCUAUAGAGGACGGGAACGUGGGCGAGGUGUUUCAGCAUGUGGCUGUGGUAGAGGAGCGCAUCGGACAGCUCUUCCAUUACUAUGCCAUGCAUCUAGCCCAGGCCAUAGCAGAGCCAACCGAGUCCCUACUCGUGGAAAUCCACCAAGUGGAGGAGACAAGGAAGCUGUAUGAGGCAAAGAGGCGCACAUAUGCAGAAGCCAGAGCAGCAGCACGCACCCACUUGCCAUCCCCUGCCACCACACGGCUAGGUUGCUCUGGAGUGGUGGGCGGGGGCAGGGAGGGGAGUGGGGGAGGGGGAGGGGGAGGCGGAGGGGGUGGGGGCGGAGCUAGCUCCGCAUCAGCAGCAGUAGCAGGCGGAGGAGAGGGGGCGGCAGUGGCAAGAGCAGCAGCAAUUGGCGAGACAGACUGGGAAGGAGGGGCAGCGCGAGGCAGGGGCAGGCACGAGCCAGAGGAAGGCGAGAGGGAGGAGGACGAGGAAGAGGAGGAGAUGGGCGAAGAGGAACGAGCAGCCAAGGAGGAAUUCGAUGAAGUAGCAAUGACUCUCGGGUGCAGGAUACUUGCCUUAGAACAGAGGCGGCCCAGGGCGCUUCUCUCUCAGGUGGUGAGACACCACGUGGCGAAGAGCAGGCUGUUGAGACGGUCUCAGCUGCAGCUGGGGCAGCUGGAUGGGAUCAUGGGGUAUCUGGUGGAAGAGCUGGGGAUGGGAGGUGUGGCGCUGCUUAGUGCGGUUGAUGAGGAUGAUUAUGACGAGGAUGAUGACUUGGGAGGCGUGGCAGCAGGCAGUGUGGAGCAGGUCACCUCAUCUCAAGAGACAUCCACCACGCUCCCCCCUCCCCCAACCUCCGCCCCCUUGCCUUCGCUUCCCACCUCGGCCCCACUCCCCGCUCCCCCCACGUCCGCGCCCCUGCCCUCCCCUCCUCCCGCCCACUCCACCGAAGCCACUAUUACCAGCAGCGGCAGCACCGCUAUCAUCUCUCCAGCUGUUGCUUCUGCAUCUGCUGCUGCUGCUGCCUUUGCGGCACACCCUUCUUUCACAGCUGCAGUGGUUGCAGCAGCAGCGGGGGGUGGGGGUGGGUUGAGGGGGAGAGCAGCACACGUGGGACCCUUUGCCAUGCAAAUGUCUGGCCCUCUUCCUCGCCCCUCUGCUGUUGAACAAGCUGCAGCAGGAGCUGCUUCUGCUACAGCCCCUGCUGCUGCGACAGCUGUUCCUGCUGCCAGUCCUGCAUUCAUUGCAGGUGGCUCGGCAGGCGGUUCGGCGGGUGGUUCGGCAGGUGGAGCAUGUGGAAGUGGGGGAGGGCGGUUCAGCAUUGGCUCUGCCAGCAGGGAAGUCCCAGCAGGUGGUUUGACAGGAGGUCCUUCAGGUGGUUUGGCAAGGGGCUUUACAGCCAAGCCCCAGGCACAGCAGCAUCUGCCGCCGCUGCCACUCCAGCCGGGGCCCCUCUCGGGUAUGCCUAUGGCGGCGCAGCAGGGGGAGCAGGCCCUGCAGUCGCCACAGCAGUUCCAAUGGGGGGUGUUUCACCUGGAGUUUCAGGGGGGGUUUCAGGAGGCGUUUCAAUGGGAGUUUCAACGGGAGGCCUGGGUCGGUGGGAGUGAGGGGAAAGCGAUGCUAUGGUCCCCUGGGGCCAAGGAGGGUUCGUCUGCGGCAGCGGUGGCUGGUGGUGGGGGCAGUGGUGGCGGCGGAGCGGGUGGAGCAGCAUUGGAUGUGAAGGCGGAGAGGCAGGAGAGAGAGCCCAGGGGGGCGGGCAGAGGGGCAGGCUCACUACGCCGCCCCAUGUUCCCCACAAUCAUGUCGGAGGGCAGCGAGGAGGGCGAAUCGGGCACCAGCAGCUUCACUGGCUCCCCGUCUCUGUGUUCCAUCGAUAGCCCUGUAGCUGCUGCACCUGACGACCUCACCCUUCCCCGCACCCAGGGUGCCGCCUCUUCGUCCUCUUCCUCUUCCACCGCCCAAUCCUCGAAAGAGCGAGAGAAAGCGGUUGAGCGAGUGGGGGAGGCGAGCGGCGACGGCGACGACGGGUUACCCGACCCUGGGCGAAAUAGGGGCGAAGCGGGAGGUGAAUUAAACGGCUCAAAUGGGGAGAGGAAGGCGGGCAGCUUUGGAGAGAAGACGGAGUCCCAUGUAGGGAAAGCGGAGAGCGAUGGAGGCAAGGCGGAGAGCAGGGGUGAGGUUAACGGGGAAGGGAGCGAUGGAAUGGAAGUGGGAACUAGUAUGAGGCAUGAGGGGAUGAGAGAGGGAGGGAACGGCGAUGGUCAGGGAGAGGCAAGGCUUUCUGAGGGAACUCAGAAGUCAUUGGAGAGGCGGCAUGAUGGGAUUGUGGUUGUGGAGAGCGAGGGAGGAAGCCGUCACGUAGGAGAGAAAGAGGUAGAGGAGAGGAAAGAGGAGAAGAGGGGGAUCGAGGUGGAGGAGGUGGAUAAUAAAGAGGGGAAAAGGGAGGAGAAGGGGGAGGAGAAGAAGAAGGAGGUGGAGAAGGAGAAGGAGAUGAAGGGGAAGAGGAAGGAGGAGAACGAGAAGGAGAAGAGGAAGGGGAAGAGGAAGGGGAAGAAGCGUCAGCAGUACGAGGAGAUCAAAGAGAAGGUCCAUCUAGACGUGCCCGCGGACUGUGACAUGUACCACGGCACGUGGCAGCCAGACUUGGACCCGCCGCUCUACACCAACAACACGUGCGCUGCCAUCUCGCAGCACCAGAACUGCCAGGGCAACGGGCGGCCCGACAGCGCGUACGAGCGGUGGCGGUGGCGGCCGGAGGGGCGGGAGGAGUGUGCGGCGCUGCCACGGUUUGAUGCGGUGGAGUUCAUGCAUUUGAUGAGAGGGAAGAGCGUGCUGUUCGUGGGGGACUCUGUAGCGCGGAAUCACAUGGAAUCACUCAUUUGCCUGCUCAGUCAGGUGGAGAACCCCCACCUGCGAGGCAACAAGAACCUGAUCCGAAUGGUCUUCCCACGCGCCAAGGUCACCAUUGCGCGCAUCUGGUCCGCAUGGCUCGUCCAAGAGUCCCCCGACCCUCCCCCCUCCGCGCUGCCCUCCGCCCCUGCGACCCUUCCGCGCCUGCACCUGGACAGGACGGGGGAGAAGUGGUGGGGGGGUGUAGAGCGGUACGAUGUGGUGGUGCUGUGCACGGGGCACUGGUUUGUUAAGCCUGCUCUGUUUGUGGUGGGGGGACGCGUGGCGAACCCGAAGCAGCUGUUUGUCUUCCGAACCUACUCCCCGGACCACUACGAAGGCGGGCAGUGGAACACUGGAGGCUCGUGUGCAGGCCUGGCCGAGCCUCGCGGCAGCGGCUACACCUACAAGAACUCGUACGGGAAUGCGAUUUAUAAUGAGCAGAGGGCUGCUUAUAGCGAGGCUAUGGAGGGACUAGGAGAAGAGUUCAAGUGGCAGUUUGGCCUGAUGGACAUAAUGCCCAGUGCGGGGGUGAGAGUUGACGGGCAUCCAGGGCCAUAUAGAAAGUUGAACAGUGUUGCCGAGCUGGAGAAACGCAGGGAGGAGGAUAAAGAGGCCAGGUAUCCUCCCCCGCAGGACUGCCUGCACUGGUGCCUGCCUGGGCCUGUGGACUCGUGGAAUGUGUUUCUGCUGCAGCUUAUCAAACGGCAGAGAGUCAUGGGGCUGGCAGGGGCAUAG